Molecule: messenger RNA, 528 nt
Organism: Helianthus annuus (common sunflower)
Lineage: Eukaryota; Viridiplantae; Streptophyta; Magnoliopsida; Asterales; Asteraceae
Product: cold and drought-regulated protein CORA
Exons: 2
Coding region: 40-363 (107 amino acids)
Source: RefSeq, a predicted model, not a curated record
AAUAGUUUCCUCAUCUUAUAUUUGUCUUUCAAAGUGAAAAUGGCUUCUAAGACAUUUCUUCUUCUUGCCCUUGUUUUUGCUGUCGUUCUUCUAAUUACCUCAGAAGUAGCCGCUAGAGACUUAGCCUCCAAGCAUGACGGUGAGGUUGAUGGCCGUAGUGGAUACAACCGCGGUAGCGGCGGACAUGGAGGAUACAACAACGGAGGCGGACGAUACAACGUUGAUGGACGUGGAGGAUACAACAAAGGCGGCGGACAUGGAGGAUACAAUGGUGGUGGACAUGGUGGGCAUGGCAAAGGUCGUGGUGGCCGUGGAGGGCAUGGCAGUGAAGAGGCAACUGCUUACAAAGAAACUCAAAACUGAUAAUAAGCAUAUUCGAGCUGGAUGAAUCAUAUAUAAUUUCAUGAGUCGAGUAUUAUAAGAAAGUUUUAUCUUGCAUCAUCAGUACGUACUCCUUAUAUAUGUAAUAAUUGGCAUGACUCCUUGUACGUGUAGAAUAAGUUAAUAAGAGUGUACUUUUGAAUCCAA